GGCGAAAAAGUCUGAACACCCCUCUUUCCACCACCACUUCAUUAUUCACCACUCUCUACCCACCCACCGUCCGCUGCCGUCGCCGAUGACCCCCGCCACCGCCACCGCCGCCGCCAUUGACUCCGCCCUGUCCCCGCACGCCGCUCCCUUCACCCUCCCCUACCGCUCGGCCUGCGCCCCUCCCGGUCUCCUCCAGGAUGGUGAUGUUUCUAGUUCGACGGAUGGUAGCUUCGUGGUGUGUGCGGAAGAGAAGAAAGCAAGGGAUCCCCAAUCAGCAUCAUGCCUUUUGACAAAAUCAAGUGGCACUGUUUAUCCACCCUCUACAUAUGGAAUGCAGGCUGGACAGCUGAGUUCAUGGCCAGGACUCUGUGUGGAUGCCUAUGGCUCCUCAACAUCGGUCAGGAUAACAUCCAGUUAUGAGCAGCAAAGUUCCUUGAUAUCAGGAAACAGGAGCAAAUGUUCAACAGUGAAGAUUGAAAGGCCACCAAAUAAAACAUCAGACACUAACAAUGCCAGCUGUGGUCCUAGGAGCAAGUUGGUUAUAGCAGAAAACCCUAAAUCCAAAGACACUGGGAAAGAAAUAUCAUUUACCAGAACUUUACAAGUCAAAAAUCCUGUCGAUGGCAAGGACAAUUCACAAGGUACCAUUAUCUGCUCCAAGGUGGAAAAUCCCGUGUUCAAUGGGAAGCCUCUUUGUAUUCCAACUACAUCUGCUAAUCCAUGCAGCUUUGUGGCUGAUGACGUGAAGCCAGAUCCAUCGGACUGUUCUGUGGAUUCACCAUGUUGGAAAGGAGCUUCAGCUUCUCGUCAGUCUCCGUUUGAUGUUCGUCAAACACCUGCUCCCCAGUCAGCUAAUCAAGAAUUAGAAGCCGUUAGUGCUGGACAGAAACAAAGCUCUAGCACUUUUCAACAUUAUGAAGCUCCAGUGGAGCUUCAAAUAUCAGCCAGUAGUAAAACUAAGCAUGACCACUCCCAAUCCUAUCCUGAAGUGUCUGUGUCAAUGAAAUCCAGAGGUAUAAGUAUAGAGCAGACAAAAGAUUCCCAUGGGAAGGAGCGUGAGUGUGCAGACCAAUGUGCAGCAAAAUCCGAAACCAAGCAGAAGCACCUGUUGGUACUGCGAGAUAAUCACGUGAAGCGAUCUAGUCUAAACUCCGCCGCUCCGGAUUUUGUACCUUCAUCAAUUGGGAAACCAAAAAUUGGCAAAGGACCCUGUUCUUCAACAGGAAGGAGUAUAUCGGGAGUUCUCAAAGCGAUUGAAAAUCUGACCGAGGUGUUCCAGAGUAGUUACUCUGAGGAUGGAAUUGAGCUGGAAGAGCAUGACUACAUCAUCCUCGAAUCAGUAAUUAGUAAUCUUCAGAAUUGCCUUCAUAAAAAAAGAAAGGGUCCUAUUGACGCUGCUUCUGACAAGGCAGGGCUGAAGGCUCCACACCCUCAGACUACAGUUUUAAAAUCUGAUGCAGGGAAAUACAAUGGUAGUUAUGUCGCAGAUGAUGGAAAGGGCCUAAUUAUUGAUCGGUUUACUGGUUCUAGUCAUAUGAUCAAUGAUUUUGGAAGAAGCAGCUUGACACGGGGCCAGCCUUCACUCAACAAUGUUCCAAAGAAGAUAUCCGCCGAGGAAGAACAUCCACAGGUUCUUGUCUAUAAGAAUCUCUGGAUUGAAGCGGAGCGUGCAAAUUGUGAGUUGAAGUACCAACUGAAGCACACUUGUAUAAAAAUAGACCUAGAGUCCAGCAUGGCUCCUGCUAGUGCUCCAAGAAAGAACUAUUUCCAAGUAUCUGAUCUGAGUACUGAUCCAGUUAAUCUAUAUGGAGCUUCCUUAGCUCACCCGCCGAUGCUGAGCUUUCACAAGCAGCAGCCUGCUGGAGAGACAUCAGGAUCAAGCAGCAGUCAAAAUCUCAUUUACCCUGGCGACUGCAUUCUGUCAGGAGGCAACAGUGCUCUUAGCUGUUCUCCAAGCACCAAACGCUACUCUACUCUGCAGAAGAAUCUGCAGCGUGGUCAUGUUCUGACAGGCCAGGAAGAAACCAUCACACAUCAUAAUGCACAUUCCGGGCUGCAACCAGCGCCAAAUAGAGCUCGCCAGGAGUUGAACGGAAGCACUUUGGAUGGCGCGUCCUCCCGCUCAUACAUCGGCCGAAGAGAUGACAUUUUUCUUGGCAAUUCUGAGUACGGCUCAUCGGACUGGGAGCACGUGCUAACAGAAGAAAUCGGCUGGAGCUGAUGGCAUCUGCCAGCUUAGAAAGGUGUUACCUGUACAUAUAUGAGGAAGUAGGAUUUCCGGAAGCCAGGGGAUCUGGCUAUAUUUUGGUUGCUAACCAAGGCUGACGAAAAUGGUGCGUUUCAGCUGGCGAAAAACACUGCCCCCUUUUGACUUUUUAUCAAGCACAUCUUGCCUUAGAAACAGUGGUUGUAUAUUUUGGUCCUACUUGGAUGCUACUAAGCAGUAUCUUGUUCUUUGGCACACAAUUAAUUAAGUGCAUAGUUCUGUUCCA
Brachypodium distachyon (stiff brome) is the source of this 2492-nucleotide messenger RNA. RefSeq lists its product as uncharacterized. Bases 86 to 2221 code for a protein of 711 amino acids. The transcript has 5 exons. The record is from RefSeq and is a predicted model, not a curated record. NCBI's taxonomy places the organism in Eukaryota, Viridiplantae, Streptophyta, Magnoliopsida, Poales, Poaceae.